Messenger RNA from Pseudozyma flocculosa PF-1, 981 nucleotides. RefSeq lists its product as uncharacterized. The transcript is spliced from 6 exons. Gene Ontology annotation, molecular function: zinc ion binding; SUMO ligase activity. Bases 1 to 981 code for a protein of 326 amino acids. Lineage: Eukaryota; Fungi; Basidiomycota; Ustilaginomycetes; Ustilaginales; Ustilaginaceae. Gene Ontology annotation, biological process: protein sumoylation; double-strand break repair via homologous recombination. The record is from RefSeq and is a predicted model, not a curated record. Gene Ontology annotation, cellular component: nucleus; Smc5-Smc6 complex.
AUGAUGCAGGCUAGCAGCAGCUCCAGACGGAGGCAGCCAAUCCAUGACGACGAGACGGAUGGCGGCGACGUGCUGCAGCGCCCCUCGCACCAACCUCCUGCGACCAGCCGACAUCGUGGAGCCACCGCGGCACGCAGCCAACCCCAUGCCAGAGGCGACGAAGCUCAAGCCGCAAGCGGCAGCAGUGGUCAAGGGCAGCAGCCACGAGUCCGAGCCGCCGAUUAUCGCCCGCAGCCGCUCGACCGGGACUCCGCGGCCGCAGUCGGCCAGAUGAUCGCGGGCUACGGGCCGCACGAGGACACCAUCCGCCAAGCCAUGGCAUCGCUGGAAGAGGCCACCUCGGACCUGUGCGAGGUUGAGGAGACGAUCGACAACGAGGCCUUCGUCCAGCUCGACGCCGACUACCGCGAACUGGUCGACGCGCAGGCCGAGGCCAAAACGAGGAAGACAUCUCUCGAGGCCCUUCUCCGCCGCCUCGAGGGGGAACCGACCGUGCUCGAUCCAGCCACAGAGUACAGCAACCUGACGUGCGAGCAGCUCGAGGCGUACAGCGCCUUGACGACGCGGAAAAAGUACGGCCAGAGCCAGGAGUACGUCUCGUUUCGCGAGAGCGCCUGGGCUGCAGUGGAGGACAGCGCAAUGCCCCCCAUCAACGAGUUCCUGCCCGCAGAGCAAGGCGACGAGGACGACGAUGAUGAUGACAUCCAAGUCGGCGGAACACGGCAGGACUACAAGUGCCCGUACUCUGCCAAGCUGCUCAUCGAUCCAGUGUCGAGCACCGGAUGCCCACACAGUUACGACCGCGAGAGCAUCCUCUCGUACGUCGGGAAGGGCGAAAAGGUGUGCCCCGCCAGCGCGUGCAACGUCAAGCUCUCGCACCGAUCGCUCAAGCCGGACCCCCGCCUCGCCAAGCGGGUGGCGGCGUAUCGACGCCGAGAAGAGUCGAGGAUCCUCUCGGCUCCCGGCACCAUGAUCGAGUAG